Molecule: messenger RNA, 1594 nt
Organism: Misgurnus anguillicaudatus (oriental weatherfish)
Lineage: Eukaryota; Metazoa; Chordata; Actinopteri; Cypriniformes; Cobitidae
Source: RefSeq, a predicted model, not a curated record
AGCAAGCCUAUCUCCUCCAAUACACCCUACUCAUAUUCCAAUCUAUCUGUUUACAUCUCUCAAUAUCAUAUAAGAGGGUAGUAUACUUAGGGUCCACACCCUUUAGCCUCUUUAUUUCUGCACAGCUCGAUGAGGAUGUCACUGAUAGCGCCGGCUUAAUGUUUAGCCAUCGUGCUCUCAGGUCUAGAAACCUUGGGCACUAACAGGUACAGGUAAAUGUCAUAAACCCAACUGUGCGCUGUUUAGUUGAAUGCAAUGGAGAUGAAGUCUAGAAAGUUGCUGGUGAGAAGGCAGGGACUUAAAAGUAAUGACGCUGGUGUUGACACAAACCCUGAAGCUGAUAUCACAACACAGAUCACACCUUCACCCCUCUCACCCCUCGCCCGGCUCUAUAUUUACGCCCUGCAUGGGUGUCUCUGCGAAGUGGCAUUCACAGCAGCAUGGGACUGGUGCUACACCCGUGACCGCAGACUAGCAGGCCACACAAGCCUUUGGGCUCUGCUUAUCUACAGCACUGCCAUUUUCUUCAUUGAAGGUCUGAGUGACAAGCUACAGCAGCAACACUGCCCCCUACCUGUCAGGCUGACCGUGUACACGCUCGUCAUUUAUUUAUGGGAGUUUAGCUGGGGUUUUUUGCUGAGGUUAUUUGGGGCCUGUCCAUGGGACUAUUCAGAAUUUAGAUAUAAUUUCGUAGGUCUGAUAACACUUGAAUAUGCUGUCCCCUGGGCACUGGCAGCCCUCAUCGCUGAAAAACAUGUGAUCAGGAACACACUGAAGAUACGACUAGAUAAGUAACCAACAUUAAGAGAACAUCUUUCUUAUUAUCUCAUGGCACACUUGUACUUAAAUUAUGAGUAAUAAUUUACUCAUACAAAGUACUCACUAUCUGUGUUGUAGUAAUAUGUAAUUUGAUAAAUACUGUAUUGGUAGCUAAAUUAUAUAUAGUUUGUAUGUACAAUGCGGCUAAGACCAUGUUGUAAAGUCCAUAAGGGCAGUGAAUGUUGUCCUCUGUUUCUACUGUAUCAAUCCAUAAAUGUGACUAUACCAUUUGAUUUAUGGAUUGCUGACAGAUACACUACCUACUAGUAGCCUACAUUGUCUGCAAGUACCAAAUGUCUGUGAAAUUUAAAAAAUAAAAAUAAUUAAUUUUAUAUUUUAUGCAUGUGCACUACUCGAGCCCUCACUAUGAGGUCUUCUGUCAGACAGUUUUAAAGAUGCUGUAAGUGCUUUAAACCAUCUUGCUAACCUCCACUGACAUUGACACUUAAUUAGACCCUGAAUUUCGACAUGAUCCAGAUGAUCACAGAAAUCAUGAAGCAUUUUGUAUUUGAAUGCAUGCUUUUCUCCUUUGACAUCUGUUAGGUGUUUAUGCCUAGGGCUCCUACAGAGAGAGCUGUGAUUUGUCAGUGAAGAACAUUUUUGUGCAUUUUUUUAACUUGAAACUCACUUGAGUGAGCACCUUUAAGAUUGUAUUGAUGUAUUAGUAAUAGAGUAGAUGUAAUAUUAUUCUAAUGUAUGUAAGUGAAAGAAACUUAAAGGAUUAGUCCAUUUUCUUAAAAGAAAAAUCCAGAUAAUUUACUCACCACCAUGUCAU